AUGACUGCUUUGAGUUUCCAAGAAAAAUGUGUGUCAGUAAUCAACGGAGCUCCGAGGUGGGCCGUUUUCUUCCUUUUUGACCUUCUUGACGAUCUUCUCUGCAUCGUUUUCAGAUUCUUGGACGAAGUCAUGGAAGGUAAAUUAGAGUCUUGUCACUGUAAAAUCCCUCAAGAGACAACUGAUUUUGCCGGAUACGAGUUUCUUUCAGACCAUAAACACUUGUCGGAGACUCUUUACCGGAGGAGGAAUAUUUUCCGACAAGCCGGUUUUCUCCGGUUCGCGAAAAAACUCCCUGAGAUCACCAAGAAAAUCGGCAUCGUUACUUUCCUAAGAAAGUUCCUCUUACCCGGGAAAAUGAAGAAAGUCCUUCGUGAAGUUGCAAACCGGUGGUCUGAUUGUGGUUGCAAGACUUGUGUUUCUUGGACCAACACCGAUCAACUCAACGUGAUCGUCAAGCAACCGUCAAUCUCUCAUGAUUUGUUGAUGAGCAACAAACCGGUAGAGAACGUUAUUUUCAUACACGGAUUCUUGUCAUCUUCAUCGUUUUGGACCAACACAAUGUUCAAAUAUCUACCCGAAACCACCGCGAAAACUAACUACAGAUUCUUCGCGGUGGAUCUUCUCGGGUUUGGGGACAGUCCGAAACCGAGGGACAGUCAAUAUUCAUUGAAAGAACAUGUCGAAAUGAUCGAGAAAUCGGUAAUUCUACCAAAUAAUUUGACUUCAUUCCAUGUUGUAGCACACUCCAUGGGAUGCAUAGUUGCAGUAGCCUUAGCUGCGAAAUUCUCCAACAGCGUCAAGUCCAUCGCUUUAGUUGCCCCGCCAUACUUUGCUGAUUCAAAAGGAGGAGCAAGUUGUACUGCUCUUGAUGUAAUCGCCGAGAAGAAACUUUGGCCGCUCACUUCAUUUUUCACGGCGAUGAUGGCUUGGUACGAGCAUAUUGGCCGUGGCAUAUGCUUGGUCGUUUGUAGGCACCACCGUACAUGGGAGAGGAUCAUCAAAGUUGUAACUUGGAGAAGGAAACUACCAACGGCGAUAAUGGAAUUGACUAAGCAUACACAUCAGUCCGCGUGGCACAGCAUGCACAAUGUGAUAUGUGGAGGAGCAAAAUUGACGGACAAUCACCUUGAAACUUUGGUACAUUCAGGUGUCAAAAUCAAUGUGAUGCAAGGAGACAGAGAUGCUAUUGUUCCUAUUGGUUGUCUAUGGAAUAUGAAGGCUAGGUUUCCGGCGAUUGAAGUCGAGGUUAUCCCUGGGACCGAUCAUAAUACGGUCAUAAUGAGUAGGAAAGAGGUCUUUGUUGCAAAACUUGUAACUUUGUGGGCUUCUGAUGAAAAGAAAAAAGACUAA
Arabis nemorensis is the source of this 1350-nucleotide messenger RNA. Lineage: Eukaryota; Viridiplantae; Streptophyta; Magnoliopsida; Brassicales; Brassicaceae. The record is from the annotation of a GenBank genome assembly.